Molecule: messenger RNA, 3903 nt
Organism: Myxocyprinus asiaticus (Chinese sucker)
Lineage: Eukaryota; Metazoa; Chordata; Actinopteri; Cypriniformes; Catostomidae
Product: beta-1-syntrophin-like
Exons: 7
Coding region: 112-1704 (530 amino acids)
Cellular component (GO): intracellular anatomical structure; synapse; dystrophin-associated glycoprotein complex
Molecular function (GO): structural molecule activity; protein binding
Source: RefSeq, a predicted model, not a curated record
CAUUGCUCCACCCAAAGAGGAUAUGAAUAGGGAAGCUAGUGGAGGGGUUGAAACUAUAUAACCUGAAUCACAACUUUUUCCCUGUCUGGUUGUAAAAUCCUGUGCGCGUUUAUGAAAUCACAUGGCAUUAAGAAUGCUUCAAAGAUGGCGGUAGCAUCGGCGCUUUGUGGUAACAGAGUGCAGAAAAGUGCGUGUUUGGAGGUGCUGGUACGGGAGCGAUGGCACGCGGUGCUGGCGAGUUUAAGCGACGAGUUGCUGACGCUCAGCUGCGAGGAGUCCGCGGGAGACACCAGCGUCAACCUGAACGUCAUCACCACCAACGGCUCUUACGAGCUAGCAGACCCCACGAACAGUCCAGAAGCCGGGAUUAAGACUACUUACAUAGAUUCACAAGUGCCCGAAGCGAUUGCGAACCGCAAAAGAUGUGUGAAAGUUAUCAAACAGGAGGUCGGGGGGCUGGGGAUCAGCAUCAAAGGUGGGAAGGAGAACAAGAUGCCUAUUCUUAUUAGUAAAAUUUUCAAAGGUCUCGCUGCGGAUCAGACUCAAGCGCUGUACGUGGGGGACGCGAUACUGUCCGUGAACGGGAUAAAUCUGCGGGACGCCACGCACGACGAGGCGGUGCAGGUGCUGAAGAAAGCGGGCAGAGAAGUUGUGCUGGAAGUGAAGUACAUGCGAGAAGCCACCCCAUAUGUGAAAAAAGGGUCACCAGUGUCUGAGAUUGGCUGGGAGACCCCCCCGCCUGAGUCUCCUCGUCUCGGCAGUCCUCUGUCCGAUAUCCGCAGCCCCCUCUCGCUGUCCUUACAGGGCGACCGUAGAUACAUCCCCCUCAGUAUGUGCUACAUCACUCGCAGUAUGACCACCCCUGACCCAGAAAACAGGCAGCUGGAGCUGCACUCGCCUGAUGCAAAGCACACGAUAGUAAUGCGGUAUAAAGACACAGCAUCUGUUCAGACCUGGUUCACUCUCAUGCAGUCCACCAUCACAAUCCUCACCAGCAAGGUCAUCAGCGAACUCCGAGAACAUGCGGGCCACCACGGCAUCGGCGGGAGUCGAGAGAUACGACACCUCGGCUGGCUUGCGGAAAAGACGGAAAGUGAGAGGCAGUGCUGGAAGCCGGUGCUCGUGGUGUUGACAGAGAAAGACCUGCUGCUGUUUGACAGUUUGCCACGCAUGAGAGAACACUGGCUCAGCCCCUCACAUAGCUACCCUCUGCUUGCCACACGGCUGGUUCACUCUGGCCCAGAUAAGGGUUCACUGCAGCCUUGUGGUGAGUUUUCCUUUGCCACAAGGACAGGAACCAGAUUGGGUAUUGAGACGCACCUCUUCAGGGUGGAGACCUGCAAGGACCUGUCACUCUGGACCAGGCACAUAGUAACUGGCUGCCAUGCAUCUGCCGAGAUGAUCAAAGAAGUAACUACCAGCUGUAUGUAUCAAGGUCAGGACUGUCGAUUGGUCAUUCACUAUGAGCGAGGUUUUUCUGUGAUAGCAGAUGGAGAGGACAGCACUCUGGCCCAGACUGUUUUUAGCUACCCGUUCGAAAAGCUGAAGAUGUCUGCUGACGACGGCGUCCGGAUCCUCUAUUUGGACUUUGGAGGAAAAGAGGGUGAAAUUCAUCUGGACUUGCACUCCUGUCCCAAACCAAUUGUUUUUAUCCUUCACUCCUUCCUAUCUGCCAAGAUUGCAAGACUAGGAUUGGUAGCCUAAGAUCAAACUUUUAUAGACUGAAACAGUGACGUGACCAUUCCAGCAUGGAGAAAGGAGAUCCAGGAUAUGGUGGAACUCACAAGACUGAAAUAGGGUAAUGAAGCAGAACUGAUCAUGAAGUGAAUCAGAUUCUGGCUGAUUUUAAUUACAUUUCAAUAAUGAUAAAAUGAUAAAAUGUUAAUUAUGGUGAAACGCCAUUUCACAUACACUGAUUUUCUAAGAAAAAUAUCAAAGCUAUAUAAUGAACACUAACUUGUGAUUGGAACUAAAAAAGUAAUACUGGAAAUAUUUUUUUAUCCAAUACACGCUAAAUGCUUUGACAGCAAAGUAUUCAGCACUUACAAUAGCAUUAACUUUAAUGUAACACUGAGAGGGAAGGAACACAUCUGUAUGGCAGCUGUCUGAGUAAUUAGAUCUGUCUGGCAGAUAAUGUGGAUUAAAGAAAGGCUAGUUUUAAACCCUGUUAAUGCACAUAAAAGUCAAACAGCCUGAAAACAGUCAUCUUGUUUUGUUUCUGGUGCUUUCACAUGGGAGAUUUGCUUCACCGAUAGUUUAGCAGAAUCAACAAGGACAAUCUAGAGAGCUGGUCAUCAAAGAGGUAUGUCAACAAACUGUCUGGUUUCACAAGGCCUUUGUGUCAAAAAUGGAAAUCGAGACAGGGUCAGUACUCCCCUUCACUACUGUAUCUGUUUUCACUGACAAAUGGAGUUUCUGUGACUUUUACAAAUGGCUUGCCUCCAAAAUCUAGAGUUCUAUAGAAACUUUUUAACUUAAAGAGAUAGUUCACCCAAAAAUGUAAAUGAUCUGAAGGAUUUUCUCUCCUAAAUGAUUCCACAUUGCAUGACAUGCAUUGCACAUUUCAUUGCCAUUGUUGAGGCUCAGAUUUGCACUGCAUGGCCUGUGGACAUAUUUAGCUUCACUGUACACAAACAAAGGCCUUUCAAUGUCAGUAAUAAGUUAUAAAUUAGAGCACUUGAGAGUUUCCAAGUAAACUAGCAAUUAAUGUGUCCAUUGUUGGGCACAGGUUCCCAGAGCACUGAUCCAUUGUAGGGGUUAUGGAUUUGGGGACAGCAGAGCCUCUGUGGGACAGUCCAACUAUAAAGUUUUUUUGUGCAAAUAAUCAUUUGUCACCCCAUCUUGGACCUCUAAAACUAAGUAGGCUGUUUUUAGUUGCUGUGUCUUGAAGACUAUGCAAAUAUCCUCUUCACAUGUGAAAUAAGGAUCAGCAUUUUUGUACUUAAGGUGUGGCCAUACUAGAGUUUGUUCUUCAUUUACUUCAUAUGCAUUUGAAUGUGCGAGACAGUAAAUGCAAGCUCAUGCAAAUCAAUUUUGCAUUUCAUUGCUUAUCAAAGUUCAAGUUUGGCGAAAUCUGACCUGCAAAAUCAUAUGACGAGAAGACGUGACCAAUGGAAGAUCAAUAUUUCCUUUUGACCUCUUGGUUCAGUACAAAGAACAUUGAAAGAUGUACAGCAUAUAUUAAAGCUGCAUGUUUUUAUUGUUUCAGGAAAGCGGAUUAGGUGGUAUAUUUUAACAUUUUGAAUAUAAUAUUUGUUAUUUGAAAUGUAUUAUUAAAAACAGCAGCCCUAGAGGAUGGCAUAUCAUUCUUUCCAUGGUCAGAGGUAAUUUUGCAUGCUAAAAAAAGCUGAGUGCUACUGCAGCUUUACUCACAAGCUGGAUAUUUGGUGUCUGUCUAAUGUAUUUUUUUUAUGGCUCCAUCCUUCAAUAACAGCCUCUUUGCAAAGUUUGCAGCUAAGUUUAUGGUGUUUUUUCACUGGGGAGGAAGUUUUGAGUGAAAUUUACAGUAUUAUUUCAUAGUACAAUGAACUCAUCUCAAAAGGUAAACCUCCUGUGACCUGAGCAUGACUGAUGUGUGCAUUUUCCAUUUCCAUUUUUGAUUUGUAACAAGUAGCACCUAAAAAACAAGCAAAUUUCUAGAGCAAAUAGUUUCCCUAAAAAUGUAUGUCCACAUAUGUGGACAGCUGGACUAAAUUUUGACAUUUUAAAUAAUACCAUGCUAUAAAAAGAUCAGAUUUUCUUCCCUUGUUUAUAAUAUUUCCAGGAGUGUUAGUUAUUCAUGUUUUUGAGAUUUUACAGACAUUUAAAUCAGAAAUUAGCAUAAUUAAUUCUGAUUCAAAGUAAUGGCCAGCAUCAUCCAAUCACUGCCCAACCAUGUUCAAAUAAAAUGAUACAUGAAAAAUU